AAAUUCCAAUCAGCUGUUUAGGUGUGCAGCUGUCAAAACAAGUACCAAACAUUUAUCAGACCAUUAUCAGUGUAAUUGGGCAAUUUUGACAAUUUGGUAUAUUCGUUCAUAAAAGCUGAAAAAAUAAUUCAAAAUGAAGAAAAAGGUACUGCUUAUGGGCAAAAGCGGCUCAGGCAAAACCAGUAUGCGUUCCAUUAUAUUUGCAAACUACAUAGCUCGAGACACGACGCGUUUGGGUGCGACCAUUGACGUUGAGCACUCCCAUGUACGGUUUCUGGGAAAUCUCGUACUUAAUUUAUGGGAUUGUGGCGGUCAGGAGGGCUUCAUGCAACAAUACUUCGCAUCACAGAGAGAUAACAUUUUCCGAAAUGUUGAAGUUCUCAUAUAUGUAUUUGAUGUAGAGAGUCGUAACUUGGAACUAGAUGUGCACUACUAUCAAUCAUGUUUGGAAGCAUUGUUACAGAAUUCGCCGGAAGCAAAAAUAUUUUGUUUGAUACAUAAAAUGGAUUUAGUCGCUGAAGAACAACGAGAAUCUUUGUUCAAAGAGCGCGAAGAGGAUCUCAUUAAGCUAUCCAAACCGGGAAAUGUUACCUGUUUCCGUACCAGUAUUUGGGAUGAAACAUUAUACAGAGCUUGGUCCAGUAUCGUCACCAUGCUUAUACCCAAUGUGGCCGUAUUGGAGAACUCUUUAACGCAUUUCGCAAAUGUUAUUGAGGCCGACGAAGUGUUACUUUUCGAAAAGGCCACUUUUCUGGUUAUUUCACAUUGUCAGAGCAAAAAGAACCGCGAUUCCCAUCGUUUUGAGAAAGUCUCCAAUAUAAUAAAACAAUUUAAACUAAGCUGUUCGAAAUUGGGCGCCAAGUUUCAAUCGAUGGAGGUACGUAAUAGCGCCUUUGCAGCUUUCAUAGAUACCUUUACCAGCAAUACAUACGUAAUGGUUGUCAUGUCUGAUCCAACAAUACCUUCUGAAGCGACUUUAGUUAACAUACGUAAUGCGCGCAAAUCUUUUGAAGAAUUAGAGAAUCCAAAUAGCAACGCAAUGAAUCAUCAUCAGUAUCACUGAUAUAGGAUGUAAGUGCACUGCACUGUUAACGAGAGGAUUUGAAAUUGGGGCAAACAAGUGUGCAAAUAUGUACAUUUUUUUGUGAUUUUCCUUCAUGGUAGAGAAAAGAAGUUUUGAAAUUUAGAUUUGUAAACAUUUAUAAUAAAGCUUGAUUCGUAUUGGAGCUUAAA
Molecule: messenger RNA, 1233 nt
Organism: Bactrocera neohumeralis
Lineage: Eukaryota; Metazoa; Arthropoda; Insecta; Diptera; Tephritidae
Gene: RagA-B
Product: ras-related GTP-binding protein A
Exons: 5
Coding region: 134-1063 (309 amino acids)
Biological process (GO): cellular response to amino acid stimulus; positive regulation of TOR signaling; regulation of autophagy
Cellular component (GO): nucleus; Gtr1-Gtr2 GTPase complex; lysosome
Molecular function (GO): GTPase activity; GTP binding
Source: RefSeq, a predicted model, not a curated record